Molecule: messenger RNA, 2214 nt
Organism: Acomys russatus (golden spiny mouse)
Lineage: Eukaryota; Metazoa; Chordata; Mammalia; Rodentia; Muridae
Gene: Txnrd1
Product: thioredoxin reductase 1
Exons: 14
Coding region: 19-1854 (611 amino acids)
Biological process (GO): cellular response to oxidative stress; cell redox homeostasis; glutathione metabolic process
Cellular component (GO): mitochondrion; cytosol
Molecular function (GO): flavin adenine dinucleotide binding; glutathione-disulfide reductase (NADPH) activity; thioredoxin-disulfide reductase (NADPH) activity
Source: RefSeq, a predicted model, not a curated record
GGAGAAGCCUUGGCCAUCAUGCCAGUUGAUGAAUGCUGGCUGUGUUUCCCAGCUUCUCGAGUGAGACCUUUUAUGCAGACCGUCUGGGUGGCCCAGACUUGCCCCGACUGCUGCUGGUUUCCAGGCUUCCUCCCUCCAGCCCCCCAGCCACUGUGUGUGCCUCAUGUGCUGCUGAGGGGCACUUGUGGGGCUCUGCCUCCUGCUGCACACUCAUCCGCGGCACCCCCCUCCACAUCCCAGAUGCCCUGUUCUACUGACCCGCGUCUCUGUCCUCCACCCUCUACACCUGAUUGUAGGCAGGAGAAAAACACGCACUCUGAGCUGCCAUAUCAGAAAAGCCAACUUCAAAAGCUGCCAGCAAUGAACGGCUCUGAAGACCCCCCUGGGUCGUAUGACUUCGACCUGAUCAUCAUUGGAGGAGGCUCGGGAGGACUGGCAGCAGCUAAGGAGGCAGCCAAAUUUAACAAGAAGGUGCUGGUCUUGGAUUUCGUCACACCCACUCCUCUGGGAACUAGAUGGGGUCUCGGAGGAACAUGUGUGAACGUGGGUUGCAUACCCAAAAAACUGAUGCACCAGGCAGCUUUACUAGGACAAGCCCUGAAGGACUCGCGCAACUAUGGCUGGAAAGUCGACGACACAGUUAAGCACAACUGGGAGAAAAUGACAGAGUCGGUGCAGAAUCACAUCGGCUCGCUCAACUGGGGCUACCGGGUAGCCCUUCGGGAGAAAAAGGUUGUCUACGAGAACGCUUAUGGCAAAUUCGUUGGUCCUCACAGGAUCAAGGCAACGAAUAACAAAGGCAAAGAGAAAAUUUAUUCUGCCGAGAAGUUUCUCAUUGCCACGGGCGAAAGGCCACGCUACCUGGGCAUCCCCGGAGACAAAGAGUACUGCAUCAGCAGUGAUGAUCUUUUCUCCUUGCCUUACUGCCCGGGUAAGACCCUGGUGGUUGGAGCGUCCUAUGUUGCUUUGGAGUGUGCAGGAUUUCUUGCUGGUAUCGGCUUAGACGUCACUGUGAUGGUUCGGUCCAUCCUCCUGAGAGGAUUUGACCAGGACAUGGCCAACAAAAUUGGUGAACACAUGGAAGAGCACGGCAUCAAGUUUAUAAGGCAGUUCGUUCCCAUUAAAGUUGAACAAAUUGAAGCAGGGACACCAGGCCGACUCAGGGUAACCGCGCAGUCCACAACCAGUGAGGAGACCAUGGAGGGCGAAUUUAACACAGUGUUGCUGGCAAUAGGACGAGAUUCUUGUACGAGAAACAUUGGCUUAGAGACCGUGGGUGUGAAAAUAAAUGAAAAGACUGGAAAAAUCCCUGUCACAGAUGAAGAGCAGACCAAUGUGCCUUACAUCUACGCCAUCGGUGACAUUCUGGAGGGCAAGCUGGAGCUGACGCCUGUCGCCAUUCAGGCGGGGAGGUUGCUGGCUCAGAGGCUGUACGGGGGCUCCGCUGUCAAAUGUGACUAUGAAAAUGUCCCGACAACUGUAUUUACUCCUUUGGAGUAUGGCUGUUGUGGCCUCUCUGAAGAAAAAGCUGUAGAGAAAUUUGGGGAAGAAAAUAUUGAAGUUUACCACAGUUUCUUUUGGCCGUUGGAAUGGACGGUUCCAUCCCGGGAUAACAACAAAUGCUAUGCAAAAAUCAUCUGUAAUCUCCAAGACAGCGAACGUGUCGUGGGCUUUCACGUCCUGGGUCCAAAUGCUGGAGAAGUGACGCAGGGCUUCGCGGCUGCGCUCAAGUGUGGACUGACGAAACAGCAGCUGGACAGCACCAUCGGCAUCCACCCUGUCUGCGCGGAGAUAUUCACAACGUUGUCGGUGACUAAGCGUUCCGGGGGAGACAUCCUCCAGUCUGGCUGCUGAGGUUAAGCCCCGGUGUGGAUGCUGUUGCCAAGACUACAGACCAUCCAUUACCUCACUUCCUCGCCCCACGUCCAGGAAGGCCCGUGGCAAAGUGCUUGCCCUAAGGCCACCAGGUCCCUGGGAUCCUGUGGGUAGGAGGAGGUGGCAGGUAGAAGGCUGCAGCAUCACACUGGGGUCACCGUGACGGACUCAGACUGACAUUCGGCAGCGCAUUCACAGGGAUGCGUCCAUGAAGUCACCGGCCUCAAGCCCAAGUGGUGGGCAGUGACGGAACAGCUGUCGGAUCCAGUCAGCUCAACCUUUCCUUGCAGACUGUCUUACUCUCGUUUUCAAGCUGUCUGAUGUCGAUUCUAGUUUCUU